Meloidogyne enterolobii is the source of this 414-nucleotide messenger RNA. The record is from the annotation of a GenBank genome assembly. Lineage: Eukaryota; Metazoa; Nematoda; Chromadorea; Rhabditida; Meloidogynidae.
AUGUAUUCUUUACCUUGUGGAGCAUUAUUCGACACUUUAAAAUGCCUCAAUUCCGACCAAUUAUUCUCGUUAAAACAAACCAAUAAUUAUUUCAAAGGAUUUAUUAGUAGAUACGAGAAAAUAUUGCCAAGAAAGGAAUUUGAAGGAUUUUCUGUAUUAUCUUCUGACAUCAAUGUUUAUGACCCGCCAGAACCGGAUAAAAGAAUGAUUAACCUCAAGUCUGUAAAUUGUGAUUAUUCGUUAACUAGCCAACUUGAGGAGAAGUGGAAAUCUGCUAUAAACAAUAAAAUUUCUACUAGUUUAAAUAUGGACAAAAAAUUGCCACUUGGCGAGCGAACAUUUAUUGUGAUAGGAGAUGGUCGGUCACUUUUUAAUUUUAAAAUUUUAAACUACCUAUCGUAUUUUCUCGAUUAA